Molecule: messenger RNA, 1772 nt
Organism: Erigeron canadensis
Lineage: Eukaryota; Viridiplantae; Streptophyta; Magnoliopsida; Asterales; Asteraceae
Product: rho GTPase-activating protein 5-like
Exons: 5
Coding region: 72-1529 (485 amino acids)
Biological process (GO): signal transduction
Molecular function (GO): GTPase activator activity
Source: RefSeq, a predicted model, not a curated record
GUUUCCUCAUUCACACCAUCCAUCAUCAUCUUGAUCAUUCAUCAAAAACAGCUAGCUUUUUUUAAUUCACAAUGACAACCCUUUUCAGAUCCAAAUCUUGUGGUGGACUACCACGGCCCAAAGCCUCAUUUUUUCAUUAUUCAUCAUCCUCUUCUUCUAACCAACAAAAUGACACCAAUUAUGAAGAUGAAGAUGAAGAUGACGACAUUUGCUAUUAUUGUCAAGAUAGUUACACUAAUAAUGAUUACUUUGAUCAAAACAGUAGUAGUCCAAUUACUACACCUUUUAUUAGUCCAUGCCAACAACAAGGUGGUGGUGUUCCUAAUCGAUCUAAUCAUAAUAAUAACUUCACCAUUGCCUCAAUAUUGUUAAACGCCUUACGUAAAUCUCUUCUCACUUGUGCGGUUGAUCAUCAUGACGUCACCAAAGCAGAUACUUUGAAUAUUGGCAGUCCCACGGACGUGCAACAUGUGUCACAUGUGACGUUUGAUCGUUUCCAUGGCUUCCUUGGUUUGCCUCUUGCUUUUCAAUGUGAUGUCCCACACAAAGUUCCCAGCGCAAGUGUAUGUGUGUUUGGAGUAUCCGUGGAGUCUAUGCAAUGUUCCUAUGACGAGAGAGGGAACAGCGUACCAACAAUACUUCUUAUGAUGCAAAACCGUUUAUAUUCAGAAGGUGGUCUUCAAGCAGAAGGAAUAUUUCGUAUAAAUGGGGAAAACGGUCAAGAGGAGGAUGUUAGAAAACAGCUCAACAGAGGUUUUGUCCCCCAUGGAGUCGAUGUUCAUUGUUUGGCUGGCUUGAUUAAGGCAUGGUUUAGAGAACUUCCUACGGGUAUUCUUGAUUCGUUGACCCCAGAGAAGGUCAUGCAUUGCAAUACAGAAGAUGAGUGUACUCGUCUUGUCAAAACUCUGCCUCCAACUGAGGCUGCACUUCUUGACUGGGCCAUCAACUUAAUGGCAGAUGUAGUCACUUAUGACGAAAUAAACAAAAUGAACUCCCGAAACAUUGCUAUGGUCUUUGCCCCCAACAUGACACAGAUGGCGGAUCCUUUGACUGCAUUGAUUCAUGCAGUUCAAAUCAUGAACUUGCUCAAAACACUCGUCAUAAAAACUCUUCGUGAAAGAGAAGAAUCAUCUCCAGUUUCUAACCAGGUGUCAAUGUCAAUAUGUGAAGAUAGUCCAUCUCCCAGCAAUAAAGCCGAGUAUCCUUAUACUUUACGGAGCGCCACUUUGAACAGACUAGGAUGCGAAGACGAAGAACAAUUUUGGAGCUUUCCCAGAAAGAGUGGGUCUGUUGUGGAAUAUGAUUACAUAUCAGGUAAAAACUCGCCCAUUAGAUGUAGAAGUGAUCACCACGAGAGUGAUGACCUAUCAAAACAUCUAGUAAUUGAUCAGGGGAUAUUGGAAAGACUAAGUUUGAGAAAAAGUGUAAUGAGGUUAUGCAGAUAUCCUGUGUUUCAGUUUAGUAAGCCUGCUAAGAAGACUGGAUCGGUAAGUGUCAAUGCUACGGACCAUGGUGAAGCUUGGGUUUGAUUCACUGCCUCUCUGAGGUUAAUAGUGGUUGGUCAAGACACCACCUCAUUGACCAUGUAUAAUAGCUCCAUAUGAGGUUUUUUAUUUUGACGGCUGUCUAUCCUACUUUUACUCCUAAAUUACAUGUCUCUAUAACACCUCCAUCGGAGAUUAACAAAUGUAUUAAAAAAUUCUUAGAUGUGAAAAGAUUCAGACUUAGUUACACGGAUAUUGUACUUAUAUCAAAAAGUUUUAUUAUAAGCU